UUGUAACACGAACCGUAAUUGCAAUUGGACCCCUUCUGCUACCCUAUUUUAUCUGUAGUGGGUUGGAGACAAAUUUGUGGGAAGUUCAAAUUUGUGUUCCGGAAUUUCUGAAUAGUUGUGGCAAUUGUCGUUAGUUGCUUACAAUUUUUUGGUUUGCACUCUGGUUUCUGUAUUGUCUUAUGGGGUAAUGAAAGUCGGACUCCACGAAAUAUAGGGAGGAAAAGGAAUGUUGUGAACAAAGAGAGUGCGAAGAAGACAAUAGCAAGUGCAAGCACCUUAUUGAAAAUGGCGAGGACUGGGUUGGGCACAGAGGCCGUGAUAGGUCUCUUGACAUCUUCAAAGAAAAAGAAAGACUACAAAUUGACGAACAGGCUUCAGGAGGGCAAGCGACCUCUCUAUGCCAUUGCUUUUAAUUUCAUCGAUUCCUCUUAUUUCACCAUUUUCGCCACAGCAGGUGGAAAUCGGGUUACUGUUUAUAAGUGUCUUGAAGGAGGGGCCAUUGCAGUUUUGGAGGCAUAUGUUGAUGAGGAUAAGGAAGAGUCAUUUUACACUAUAAGCUGGGCUUGCAAUGUGAAUGGUUCGCCAUUAUUAGUAGCAGGUGGUAGCAAUGGGAUAAUUCGAGUUAUCGAUGCUGCAAAUGAAAAGAUUGACAAGAGUUUUGUUGGGCAUGGAGAUUCUGUGAAUGAAAUUAGGACACAAUUACUUAAACCUUCUCUUAUUGCAUCUGCUAGCAAAGAUGAAUCUGUACGUCUAUGGAAUGUGCAAACUGGUAUAUGCAUUUUGAUAUUUGCUGGAGCUGGGGGACAUCGAAAUGAAGUUCUGAGUGUGGAUUUUCAUCCCUCAGAUAUGUACCGUAUCGCAAGUUGUGGCAUGGACAAUACAGUCAAGAUUUGGUCUAUGAAAGAGUUUUGGACCUAUGUUGAGAAGUCAUUUACAUGGACCGAUUUGCCUUCAAAAUUCCCCACAAAAUAUGUGCAAUUUCCUGUUUUUAUUGCUGCAGUUCAUUCAAACUAUGUGGAUUGCAACAGAUGGCUUGGGGAUUUCAUUUUAUCAAAGAGUGUUGACAAUGAAGUAGUGUUGUGGGAGCCAUCUAGCAAGGAACAAAGUACUAGUGAUGGAGUUGUGGACAUCCUGCAGAGGUAUCCAGUGCCGGAAUGUGAUAUUUGGUUUAUCAAAUUCUCAUGUGAUUUCCAUUACAAUUCAAUUGCAGUUGGCAACAGGGAAGGAAAGAUUUAUGUCUGGGAAUUACAGUCAAGCCCUCCUAAUUUGAUAGCUAGGUUAUCACAUAAUCAGUGCAAAUCUCCUAUUAGACAGACUGCUAUUUCUUAUGAUGGAAGUAUCAUCCUUUGCUGCUGUGAAGAUGGUAGCAUAUGGCGCUGGGAUGUAGUUCAGUAAAGUGUCCAAUUUUCUGGACAAAAAUAUAUCAUUACAGGUUGUGCGUGAGAUUUUGACAAAAAUCGAUUAAUUUUCUGGUUGAUGCCAUGAGGAAUCCUAAUGGUGUUCGCAAUUUUGAAUCUUUAUUUCUUUUGCAAACGAUAAAUUCAAUAUGUUUAUAUAACUUUUUGGUCUUUCUUUGACUAUAAAAGAAAUAAAUAAUAUUGAAAUCUUUAUAGAGUUGAGCCAGACUGACUGUUAAGGGGUGCUCACUGUGUUGAAGUCUUGAGUUGGAUCACUGGUGAGCUGGCCUAAGACAUUGCCUAGAUAGAAUUUGAGCCGGUAUACAUGUAGCCUUGACAAUAAUUAGAAUCUAUAUGGUAAGAGCUAAAGAUCCAGUUGUGAGACAUGGAUAUAUUAUGUGGAAAGUCUUCACUACAAGUAAAUGAAAUUGCCUCUACUUUUUCUCAAAA
Molecule: messenger RNA, 1847 nt
Organism: Cryptomeria japonica (Japanese cedar)
Lineage: Eukaryota; Viridiplantae; Streptophyta; Pinopsida; Cupressales; Cupressaceae
Product: polycomb group protein FIE1
Exons: 13
Coding region: 286-1395 (369 amino acids)
Biological process (GO): negative regulation of transcription by RNA polymerase II
Cellular component (GO): ESC/E(Z) complex
Molecular function (GO): nucleosome binding; protein binding
Source: RefSeq, a predicted model, not a curated record